CCGAAUAGGCAGCACCCGAGCGGACUCUGCUCAGGGGCUUGGGACCAGGAGGGGACCCCUCUGUUUCUGCUCUCGUAGUGGGGUCAUGGAUCUCCAGCUGACUACCAACAGCUCCGGCGACCGCGGGGGGUCCUCCAAUGAGUCCCUGUGGGCCGGAGCCAGGCAGCCCCCGAGCCAGUAUUCGCCCGCGGAGGUGGCCGGGUUGGCGGCGGUGGUGAGCUUUCUUAUCGUCUUUACGAUCGUGGGCAACGUACUGGUGGUGAUCGCCGUGUUGACCAGCCGUGCCCUGAAAGCACCCCAAAACUUGUUUCUUGUGUCCCUGGCCAGCGCUGACAUUCUGGUGGCCACUUUGGUCAUGCCCUUUUCGCUGGCCAACGAGCUCAUGAACUAUUGGUACUUCGGCAAGGUGUGGUGCGACAUCUACCUGGCGCUGGACGUUCUCUUCUGCACCUCCUCCAUUGUGCACCUGUGCGCCAUCAGCCUGGACCGCUACUGGUCCGUGACGCAGGCGGUAGAAUACAAUUUGAAGCGUACCCCGCGCCGGAUCAAAGGCAUUAUCGUGACUGUGUGGCUCAUCUCGGCCGUCAUCUCCUUCCCUCCGCUCAUCUCCCUGUACCGCGAUCCGGAGGACGACCAGUACCCCCAAUGCGAGCUCAACGACGAGACGUGGUACAUCCUUUCGUCCUGCAUCGGUUCCUUCUUCGCGCCCUGCAUCAUCAUGGUGCUGGUCUAUGUGCGCAUCUACCGGGUGGCCAAGCUGCGGACACGGACGCUGUCGGAGAAGCGCACGGUGCCCGAAGGCUCGUCCCAGACGGAGAACGGGCUCAGCCGGCCGCCCGUGGGGGCAGGGCCCUCGACCGCCGCCGCUGCCGCCGCCUCCUUGCGCCUCCAGACUGGGGAGAAUGGGCACUACCACCUCCACCAUCACCAUCACCACCUUCACCAUCACCACCACCAUCACCACCACCAACUGCGCAAGAGUGCCGAGCUCGAGGACAUCGAACUGGAGGAGAGCAGCACCUCUGAGAACCGGCGCAGGCGGCGCAGCCGAGAGGACGCUGCGGCCCGCAAGGGCAGCCGCGGCUUCUCUUUCUCCUUUUCCUCUACCAAAGGAGGCCCAUCGGCUGGUGCUGGGAGCCGCCUGUCCCGGGCCAGCAACCGCUCCCUCGAGUUCUUCUCGUCCCACCGGCGCCGCAAGCGCAGCAGCCUGUGCCGCCGGAAGGUGACCCAGGCCCGAGAAAAGCGCUUCACCUUCGUGCUAGCUGUGGUCAUGGGCGUGUUCGUCGUAUGCUGGUUCCCUUUCUUUUUCACCUACAGCCUGUAUGGCAUCUGCAGGGAGGCCUGCCAGGUGCCCGAGACUCUAUUCAAGUUCUUUUUCUGGAUCGGUUAUUGCAAUAGCUCCCUCAACCCGGUUAUCUACACCAUCUUCAACCAAGACUUCCGGAGGUCCUUCAAGCACAUCCUGUUCAAAAAGAAGAAGAAGACCUUCUUGCAGUGACCCCCGGUGGGCUCGGGGUGGGGCUGAAGGAGGAAGGAUGGAGGGAGCCCCGAAGGGGCGGCCGGGCAGGGCCUGAGCAGGAGGGACUACUGGAGGGGUGGCUCGGAGUUGGGCAAUGUUGAGGAGAGAGACGAAAGGACACCUGAAGGGUGGGGGGCGCAGGAGCAGGGAAAGGGGAUUGAAGAGAACAGGAGGAGAAGGUGGAGGAGGAGGGAAGGAUGGAGAGGAAAGGAAGAUGGAAAAGGAGAAACCUUACUUAGUUCGAAGUCUGCGCGAAAGCUGUUUUCAGAAGCCGGCCUAUCCGGUGCAAGUCCACCGGAUUCCGGCUGAGGGCGCACACUGCGGGUAAGGUUUGGCCGGACCGCGGGACCAGAUUUGGAUAGCUGGAGAAAAUGAGGCAGGGGAAAAAUUAAGGAAAAAGGGCCGGCUUGACCGUGAAGGGCAUCGACAAUCUUUUGAUUACCUGAAAGUAUUUAAAAUGUUUGCCAAAAAGAAGGAAAAAAAAAGAAACCAAACUUAUUUUCUAAAUAAACCUUUGUAAUCUAAA
Molecule: messenger RNA, 2045 nt
Organism: Antechinus flavipes (yellow-footed antechinus)
Lineage: Eukaryota; Metazoa; Chordata; Mammalia; Dasyuromorphia; Dasyuridae
Gene: ADRA2C
Product: adrenoceptor alpha 2C
Exons: 1
Coding region: 86-1498 (470 amino acids)
Biological process (GO): regulation of vasoconstriction; regulation of smooth muscle contraction; platelet activation
Cellular component (GO): membrane
Molecular function (GO): alpha2-adrenergic receptor activity
Source: RefSeq, a predicted model, not a curated record